Eutrema salsugineum is the source of this 6494-nucleotide messenger RNA. RefSeq lists its product as uncharacterized. Gene Ontology annotation, molecular function: nucleic acid binding; RNA-DNA hybrid ribonuclease activity. Gene Ontology annotation, biological process: DNA integration. The transcript has a single exon. The coding region runs from base 805 to 5823 and encodes 1672 amino acids. The record is from RefSeq and is a predicted model, not a curated record. Lineage: Eukaryota; Viridiplantae; Streptophyta; Magnoliopsida; Brassicales; Brassicaceae.
AACAGUGGGAAUCGUGGGUUCCUCGAUUUUUGCAAAGAUCCCGUAAUUCACGCACCUCAUUGAAGACAGGGUGCGAAACGUCCGGGAGUACGAAUCGACUGCAGUUACCGAUCUCAGUUUGUGACCUACUUUAAAUCAAAUGAGUUCGACUAAAAAGUCAUUCCCUUUCAUCGAACUGAGGGGGGGGCUAACUGUUGGGGGUGAAAACCGCACCCCGAUUUUCUUCGGUACAAACCGAGAUCAGCGAAAUGUAAGCCCGGUUUACGAGGGAAUGUACCGAGAAAGAUGGGCCAAGUGAAACAUUGGGCCGAACACAGCCCAUUAGGCCGAGGUCGGUGAGAAGCCUCUCGAAGGAAUGGAAGGUUUCCGUGAGCUCGGUCGAAAUAGGAAAGUUUCCUAACGGAAAAAGGAAACUUUGAAGAGAAAAGGAAAGGAACCGAGAGAAAAGGAAAAUCCUCUCGGUCCCAUAUCGCUUAAGACGUGCUUGAAGACCGAUUGAGAGGAUAUAUAUAAAGGGAGACGAAUCGACACCAGAGAACACAAGAUAUUCCCGAGAAGACUUAGCGACUGAGAACUCAAAACGUUAGACUCUUAGUUGCAUUAAGUCUUAGUUCGUUAUUUUCCAUCUAAAUAACUGAACUCAGUUGUAUUUGCUUGAUUCGAUCUAAUAAAAACCAAGUUUCCGAUCUAAAGUACUGUUUUGUCCCUUGUCGAUAUUCACAUAUCAACAAUUGGCGCGCCAGGAAGGGGGCCUAAACAGAUUUCUCAAGUUUUAGAUCGGACUUCGGAUAGAUUGAAUAAGAAAUGACGGACCAAGCCAACCUUCAGGAGGAAAGAAACCCUCUCGGUGGAGAAAACGCGAACGCUCCAACCGAGCAGGCAGGAGGAACUCCCGGGGAAAACGCUGAAAUCGCAGCCGGGCAAACCCCCGCAGCCGUAGGAGGUUAUGGAACCGAACUUUUGCUCCAAGUAUUCAACGCUCAGUUUGAAGCCAUCAACAAAAGGAGCGAGGAACGUUUUAGCCAGAUGGCGGCACAGAUCGCCGAGCUCAGUCAAACCCGAACUCCCCUUCGAGUCCGGAACAUCAUUGAAGACCUUAAUACCGACGGAGAUCCAGCCGGAACUAUGAGGUCUACCGCGGUGGGAUCAGCGAACGCACCAGCGUCAGAUUUAAGUCGAGAUGCCGAAUUCGAGGCAAUGAAGACUCAACUCCGUGAGAUCACUUCAAAGAUACACCAAGCAACAAGCGCGGCUCCGGAGAUUGAGCGCGUCAUUCAAGAAACGCAGAAAACACCCUUCACGCCGCGCAUAGCAGGAACACCGGUCAAACACAUGGAAAAACUUAAGAUGAAGGUCUAUGAGGGCAAUACCGACCCCCGGCACUUUUUGACGUCAUUCGGCAUCUGCAUGAACCGAUACCAAUUCAGAACCGCCGAGGAGAGAGAUGCGGUCCAGUGCCGAUUGUUUGUGGAAAGCCUGGGAGGAAUAGCCCUCGAUUGGUUCUCGCGACUCGAGGCAAACUCGAUCGACAGCUACAAGGAAUUGACAACAGCAUUCGUCAAACACUUCUCGAUGUUCAUCGGGCAGAACACCAAGAACUCCGAGCUAUGGCAAAUAACUCAGGGAGCAAGCGAGAGUCUUCGCGAUUUCAUCCAGCGCUUCAAAACGAUUGUCGCCAAUUGCACGAUCAGCGACGAAGCCGCCCUUCUUUGUCUCCAGAAAGGAGCUCGGAUAAAGACUAGCUUCCGUAGCGCGUUCACGCACAACCCCCCUCAGACAUUGGAAGAUGCUUUACACCGAGCUAACACUUAUAUCGUCGAAGAAGAAGAAGAAGCCGCCUACGAGCAAAACUAUUCGGCGAAGCAACCCGAACGUUCGAAAGUAACAACUAGUGAACCGCAGUCAGGAUACGGUCGAGGGUAUGAAAAUCGCAAGAAUUUCUACGCUAAUACAAUCCAACAACCGACCAAACAGUGGAACAACAAAUGGGUCCGCGGCGAAGAAGAUCAAGACGAGUCUUUGUUCUGCGAAUUCCAUAACCGCAGAGGACAUAGCACCGAAGAAUGCAGACAAUUGCGUGAAUACCUGCUCGGCCAAUAUCGAAAGGGGCCAAUCUCAGUUGACGACCUCCGUCGCUUAAACGCGCCCAAGAACAGCGGACAGAUCUCGAUUGACGAUCUCCGUCGUUCGAACAUGCCUCGACCGAAUAACGCGCAGCUCGAGAACGCGAUCACUAAGGAUCCGCCAACUCCACCAACCUUACCGGCGUUACCACCGCCGCCACCGAACCCGCCUGCUUUGCCUGAACAACAGAAACGGAAUCGCGAUGACCGAGCACAAGAGAACCAUGCCCCCAAAGCCAGGAAACGCGUCAACAUGAUAAUGGGAGCCAUCGAGGCUUGCAGCUACUCGGUUCGAGCUAUCAAAGAAUACAGUCGACAGGCCGCUAGCGCGCCCAAAGCCCCACAAGAUCCGCCGAAAGGGACGCCUUUGGUAUUUACCGAAGCCGACACAAUCGGGUUGCAUAAACCGCAUAACGAUGCUCUCGUUGUCGAACUACUCCUCGAUCAUGUCGAAGUUAGCCGUAUUCUGGUCGAUACAGGCAGUUCGGUUAACAUCAUCUUCAAGGAAGCACUUGACCAGCUCGAGUUGGCAUCAGAUAGGAUUGGGCCGUUUAUCGAGCCACUUACUGGUUUUGAUGGAGAACGCUGCAUGACGGUCGGCAUGGUCAACAUCCUGAUCUACCUCGGCGGAGUCGCAAAGAUUAUCCAGUUCCUCAUCCUCGACAAACCGGCGAUCUACAACGCCAUUCUCGGUACGCCUUGGUUACACGCGAUGAAGGCGGUCGCCUCAACAUACCAUCAAUGCUUGAAAUUCCCGACCCCCGACGGUGUUUACACUCUCCGAGGAAACCAAGCCGUCGCUCGAUCAUGCUACAUAAAUGAGUGCAGACUUCAUUCGGCCAACCAAGCUUGUGUCGUUAGUUCGUUCGGACCAACGGACAAACUCGUCGUCCAGCAGACAAAACCUAAGCAGGAGUCAAUCGUUCAAGUUUGUAUCGAUGAGCUAAGGCCAGAACGUCAAGUUGGAAUCGGUGCCGAACUCGACCUAAGCAUCCGCGAGCCACUUGUCCACUUUCUGAAACAACACUCGUCAACUUUCGCUUGGUCGGUAGAGGAUAUGCCCGGGAUCGAUCCACAGAUCGCGUGUCAUGAGCUCAACAUCGAUCCGACGUAUAAGCCAAUCAAGCAGAAACGCCGAAAGCUCGGACCGGAGAAAGCACAGGCUGUCAACGACGAAGUCGAGCGCUUGCUCAAAGCAGGAUCCAUCACCGAAGUAAAAUAUCCUGAUUGGUUAGCAAACCCCGUGGUCAUAAAAAAGAAGAAUGGUAAAUGGCGAAUCUGCGUCGACUUUACCGACCUCAAUAAGGCAUGCCCGAAAGAUAGCUUUCCUUUACCUCAUAUUGACCGCCUUGUGGAAGCAACUGCCGGGAACGAACUACUCUCGUUUAUGGACGCAUUCUCCGGGUACAAUCAGAUUCUUAUGCAUCCGCAAGAUCGGGAGAAGACGUCGUUCAUCACGGACCGCGGCAUCUAUUGCUAUAAGGUCAUGCCCUUCGGCCUGAAGAACGCUGGAGCAACGUACCAACGACUGGUAAAUCGGAUGUUCGCGAGCCAGCUCGGGCGAACUAUGGAAGUUUACAUCGAUGAUAUGCUCGUAAAGUCACUCAUCGCUUCCGAUCACGUCGGCCAUCUUCGCACAUGCUUCGAUAUUUUGGACCAGUAUGGUAUGAAGCUUAAUCCCACUAAGUGUACGUUCGGCGUGACAUCUGGAGAGUUCCUCGGAUACAUCGUUACACGGCGAGGCAUUGAAGCUAAUCCAAAACAGAUCGCAGCUAUUCUCGAGCUCCCAUCACCGAAAACCAAACGCGAAGUUCAACGACUCACCGGACGUAUCGCAGCACUUAAUCGAUUCAUAUCCAGAUCGACGGACAAGUGCUUGCCUUUCUACCAACUUCUUCGCGGUAACAAGCACCUCGAAUGGAACGAGAAGUGUGAAGAGGCCUUCGCCGAGCUAAAGAAAUACUUGUCCACUCCGCCAGUCUUAUCUAAGCCUGAAACCGGCGAGACACUCUAUCUUUAUAUCGCGAUUUCGGAGUUUGCAGUUAGUAGUGUACUUGUUCGAGAAGAUCGUGGCGAGCAGAAGCCAAUUUUCUACACAAGCAAAUCCCUCGAUGGAUCGGAGUAUCGUUAUCCGACUUUGGAGAAAUUCGUCUUUGCCGUAGUUAUUUCUGCAAGGAAAUUACGCCCGUAUUUCCAAUCUCACGCGAUCGUGGUCCUAACCGAUCACCCUCUUCGUACUUUCCUCCAUAGCCCAAAUCAGUCCGGACGACUCGCCAAGUGGGCCAUCGAACUCAGUGAAUACGACAUCGAAUACCGAGGAAGAACUGCAACGAAGUCUCAAGUCCUAGCAGAUUUCUUGGUCGAACUUCCACCGGAGCUCGUCGAAGCUAAUCCGGUCUUACAACCCUGGAUCCUUCACGCCGACGGUUCCUCGUCCUAUAAAGGAUCCGGAGUCGGAAUUCGUCUUAAAUCACCCGAAGGAGAAGUUAUCGAACAGUCAUUUCGACUCGGCUUCCCGGCAUCCAACAACGAAGCCGAGUACGAAGCAUUGAUUGCCGGACUACGACUUGCCAAAGGUAUCGGCGCCGAGCACAUACACGCCUACUGCGACUCUCAACUCGUGGCUAACCAGUUUCACGGCGAAUACGAGGCCAAGAACGACCGCAUGGACGCAUAUCUCAAAGUCCUUAAGGAUGUUGCUUCGAAGUUCUCUACCUUCGAGCUUACAAAGAUACCUCGAGAUGAGAAUGCAACCGCCGACGCCUUAGCCGCUCUCGCGACUAAUUCUGAUCCUGACCUUCGGCGAACUAUCCCAAUUGCAGCAAUCGAGCGACCAAGUAUCGAGCCCGCUCCGAACUGCAACAUCAUUACAAGACGACGUGAUUACGAAUCCCAACCCAAUCUCGCUCCACCCCUCACCCGGAAGACGAAACCCAAAGAGGUCGUUCCCGAUCCCAACAACGACACGGCCGAGCUCAAUGAUAACGAAUCCGAUCCCGAAGACGAAUCCGAAGGCCAGCAUGUUCCAAUCGAUAUCGAAGCCGAAGGAGAGGACGAACCCGAAGAUUGGACCUUAGAAAUCGUGGGAUACAUCAGAGACGGAACAGUUCCCGCAGAUAAAUGGGCAGCUCGGCGCCUUAAGGCUCGCGCAGCUCGAUAUGUGGUCAUUAAAGGUACUCUUCUCAGAUGGGACGCGUCCGGUGUACUCUUGACUUGUGUUCACGGCAACGACAUUAUGGAAGUAAUGCAGAAUGUUCAUGAAGGAGACGGAGGAAAUCACUCCGGAGCUCGGUCAUUGGCGUUCAAGAUCAAAAAAGCCGGUUAUUACUGGCCUACUAUGCUUUCUGACUGCAAAAAGUAUACAGCACGCUGCGAGAAGUGCCAACGUCAUGGCCCGAUGAACAAUCUUCCCACCGAGCUCUUGAUGACUUCGACCGCUCCAUUGUCUUUCAUGCGCUGGGCAAUGGACAUCAUCGGUCCUAUUUGCCGAUCUACGACUCAGAAGCAAUAUGUUCUGGUCGUCACGGAUUACUUCACCAAAUGGGUCGAAGCCGAAGCAUACCCUGAGAUUCAUGGAAUCGAUGUCAAGAAGUUUGUCUGGAAGUUCAUAAUCUGCCAACACGGAGUCCCGUACGAGAUCGUUACGGACAACGGAACCCAAUUCACUUCGAUCAUAUUCACAGAUUUUUGCGCCAAGUGAGAAAUCCGACUAAGUUUCUCUACCCCGCGAUACCCGCAAGGAAACGGACAAGCCGAAGCCACAAACAAGACCAUUAUUGAUGGAUUGAAGAAACGACUCGAUACCGCUAAGGGAACUUGGGCGGACGAACUUGAUGGCGUCUUGUGGUCUCACCGAACUACACCACGACGUUCGACCGGUCAGUCACCAUUCUUCCUUGCAUUUGGCACAGAAGCUAUGUGUCCAGCCGAACUUAACGUCCCAAGUAUUCGCCGAACUAAACUUACCCAGCAACCCGACGCGAAUAACGACAUGAUGAUUGACGCACUCGACUUAGUCGAAGAACAUCGCGAACGAGCAUUGCUCCGGAUACAGAACUACCAGUAACUAGCAGCUCGCUACUACAACAAAAAGGUUAAAGGCCUUCACUUUGAAGAUGGCGAUCUCGUACUUCGCAAAGUUUAUCAAAACACAGAAGAGAAGAACGCAGGAAAACUUGGUGCAAACUGGGAAGGACCAUACCAAGUAAUGAAGGUUGCUAAGCCCGGCGUUUAUCAACUCAUGAAGUUAGAUGGAACUCCAAUCCCACGAUCUUGGAACUCAAUGCAUCUCAAACGAUACUACUACUAGUUCGUUACGAGCUUCACAAAAAAAAAAAGCCUUCGGACUACUUAGUCGGAGCAAAAAACACU